CGGCCGUGAAGUGAAGAGCCCCGCCAAAGCGCAGCCGGUGCGCGCGGAGAAACCCACCUGAAAGCGCGGGCCAGCAGGCAUGCGGCCCGGGCUGGCCGCUGCCAUCCGCGGCCGCCGGCUUUCGACCGCGGCCGCCGCCACGCCUCUCUCCAGCCUCACCGACGCGCUCCUCGCCACCCGCCUUGCGACCCACCUCCUUGCCACGCCGCACCUGCCGGCCGCGCUGCUGCCCGCGGCGCCGCUGCCGCUUCCCGUCCACCUCCACAUCCUCCGCCACCCGGCGCUCCCGCCGGCCUCCAAGCUCUCCUUCUUCCUCGCCGCCACGCCGCCGGCCUCCCCGCUCCUCGCCUCCACCUUCCCCGCCCUCCUCCGCGCGCUCGCCGCGGGCUCCCCGACGCUCCUCGACGAGCUCCUCCCGUUCGCGCUCUCCUGCCCGUCCCCGGCCGCCCUGCUCCCCGCCCUCCUCGCGUCGCUCCUCUCCGCGUCGCGCCUCGACGCCGCGCUCGCCCUCUUGGACGCCGCGCCGCCCGACCUCCUCCCACGCCUCGCUGCCGCCGCUCUCCCUUCCCUCAUAGCCUCACCGGACAUCAUCGCGGCCGUCCCCGCCAUCCGCAGGCUACUGCUCAUCGCCUCCCACCCACCGCCCGUCCGGGCCACGAACCGCCUCCUUCUCGCCUUGUCGAAGGAGAACCUCUGCGAUGACUUCCGCCAUGUGUUUGACGAAAUGUCGAGGAGGGGCCUCCCGUCAAAUGUAAAGUUCUACAACAUUUGUAUCCACGCGUUUGGCAAGUGGAGGCAGCUGGAUAUGUCGCUGAGGCUUUUCGCGGCAAUGAAGGCUGCCACUCCUCCUGUUGUACCGGACAUAUGCACAUAUAAUUCGGUCAUCCGGGCGCUUGUGGUUGGUGGGCGGGUUACUGAUGCUUUGGUGACCUUUGAUGAAAUGAAGUCUUCUGGAAUUGAGCCUGGUGUGUUCACUUAUCGAGCAGUCAUGAAUGGGUGCUGCAAGAGUUUUCGGAUGGAUGAUGCAUUGCGUGUGUUUCAGGAGAUGCGGGGUAGCAGUGGGGUGAGUGAUGUUGUUGUGUACAAUUCGCUUCUUGAUGGGCUGUUUAAAGCGAAGAAGCUUGAUGAGGCAUGUGGAUUUUUCGAGACAAUGGUGGCGGAUGGAAUCCAAUGCUCAGCGAGCACACACAACACUGUGAUCGAUGGGCUGUUCAAGAAUGGGAGGGCAGAAGCAGCAUGCCGGCUGUUUUAUGAGCUAAGAAGGAAAGGGCAACUGCUGGAUGGAAUUGCUUAUAGUAUCAUGGUGCGGGAGUUCUGCAAGGAGGGGGUGGGGGACCAAGUUGCAGAGGCCCUAGAGUUGGUGAAGGAGAUGGAGCAGCGGGGCUUCGUUGUUGAUUUGGUUACCAUAACAUCGUUGCUCAUAGGUUUUAACAAGAGUAAACGUUGGGACCUGGAAGAACAAAUAGUAAAGUUUAUAAGGGAUGGCUCUGUAUUGCCGGAUGCCAUCCGGUGGAAAUCAAACAUGAUGGUUGCCUUGAGAGGCCCUCAGGACAGGGCAAAAGAUGGGAUGCCGAUGUUUUCCUUUGAUGGUAAUAUGGAUGACGUGAUGGGUUUGGUUAAUCCUGUAGGACGUACUGAUAUUGAUGAAGGACCCCCAAAUAAUGAUCCCAAGGAUGAUUGGUCAUUGUCACCACACUUGGAUCAUCUUGCUAAACGUGCUGACAGUUUGGAUAGCUCUGUUAUAUUUACAAUGCACAGAGGGCAGCGGGUGCAAGGUAUGGGGGCCAAAACUUUUGACGCUGACAUGAUCAAUACAUACUUGUCAAUUUUUUUAGCCAAAGGGAAGCUAAGUGUAGCUUGCAAGUUAUUUGAGAUCUUUACAAAUCUAGGAAACAAAGGGACAAGCUAUACAUACAAUUCACUGAUGACCUCAUUUGUCAAAAAGGGAUAUUUGAAACAGGUGUGGGCAAUUCUUCAUGAGAGGGGCGGACAGCUCUGCCCUAAUGAUGUAGCAACAUAUAAUCUAAUCAUUCAGGGUCUCGGCCAGAUGGGAAAAGCAGAGGUUGCUAGCACAAUUAUUGACCGGUUGUCAAAGAAAGGUGUUUACAUGGACAUUGUCAUGUAUAAUACACUGAUCAAUCAGUUUGGGAAGGUUGGGAAGGUUGAAGAAGCAAGCUGUUUGUUUGAGCAGAUAAUCAGAAGUGGCAUGAAACCAGAUGUUGUCACUUUUAAUACUUUGAUUAAUAUUAAUGCAAAAGCUGGUAGAUUAAAGGAAGCUGACAAGUAUUUGAGGAGGAUGAUUACAGAAGGCAUUGCGCCAAACCAUGCCACAGAAACAAUAUUGGUUUACCUUCAUAAGGAGAUUGAAAAGAAAAGGCAGCAGGACGAAUGAACUAUAGCAAUAAAAUAUGAACAAAAACAGUGCCAUAACUUAUUUUCGUAUGGAUCAUUUGGAGGCAUGUUCUUUCUAUAUUCAAACUGAAAAAAUGCAGUACAAAUCAUGAUUAUUGUUAUAAAAUAUUUGGUAUUAAUACAGUUCAGAAGGCUUGGUUGAACCACAAUACUGGAGUGAUAAUCACUUUCAGUAUGCUCACUGGUCUUCCUGCUUUUACCAAGAAGGAAGAUGUCUGAUGUCUUGACAGUUUAGAGAAAUUACUGCGGGUUUCAUGUAAACCUGUUGUCCAAAUGACACGUCAAAUGCCACAAACUGCAUUAAUAUCAUCGAAUGGGAUCUUCCAGUGCUACAUCGCAUCCCCAGAGUCAAUCUAAACUGCCAUGAUGUAAAUCUUGCAGUAUGUUUUCUCUAAAUUUUUUGGUUUAUUAUCUUUGGAGUUUUGUAUCCAAUCGAAGUUAGAUGAAUGAAACUGCAGCAAUGUAUAAGGCUAUUUAUAAUUACUUGAUCACAAUUGUCUAUUGCAAAGUCAUUGUUAAGAAUGCAUUUCAUAGAGAAUUGGAUAGCUGAAGUAUUUGGUAGGUACCUAUAGAUACUUCUGUUUCUUUUUUUUUUCUUUUCCCUUGUGUGAACUUUGGUGUUGCACAGACUCAGUCGUGCUCUCAUUUUUCUCUACAAGUGAUAUGUUGGGAGAUAUUAAUAGUUUUAGUUAUGUCAAUUUUUUCCUAUCAUUGUUUAAUUCAGGUGUUGAACUCAUUUUCUCCCUUUUUUUAUCAUGAAUAUGCUAUCAGUAUACAUGUGUCAACCAAAUGUUUGAAAUACGUUAUCUUAUGCAUUCUUCUUUUGAACUAACAGAGCAAUCUUGGUUCUCUUAUCAAACCCAUGGUAGGAAGUGCGACCUUUUUUCUCUCUCCAAAUUUGCAACUUCCAGAGUUUUAAGCACAGGAAACGGAGUUACAGAGCCACAUCCCUAUGAAAACAAGGACAAAUCAAUAAGGUCCUUUGAUAUCUUCAAAUAGUCCUCUUGGUAAGGUUUUGUUGAGAGAACAGAGAACAACUAACCUUCAGCGGUCCAGCCGUGUCUAUGCUACCAAAAAGUUUAAGUGCAGUACAGAUUCAGCACGGACUGAGGCUUGCCACUCAACGUGCCCAACUUGCCCUUAGAGGCUCAAGAAGAUCGAUGUUGGACAUCUUGUUGGAAAAGGCCCAUUGGAUCCUCCGACUCUGAAGCCGGACUGAAAGAUGCAUCUUUUCAGAAGUAGCAAUUCUGGUUAGGAGAAAUACUCAAGAAUAACAUUGAACACAGCAUUAUUGCUCAUCAUUACUCCGUUUCAGUAUAUGUAGUGAUACAUUUGAUAUCUAUCACAUGAUUAUGUUCCUGUACCAAGGAUACGGAAGCAAUUAGUGUUAUAUAUAUGUAUGAAGUUUACUGACGUAAGGAGCUUGGCAAACGAAAUUUGUUAAGAAAUUGGUCCA
Molecule: messenger RNA, 3868 nt
Organism: Panicum virgatum (switchgrass)
Lineage: Eukaryota; Viridiplantae; Streptophyta; Magnoliopsida; Poales; Poaceae
Product: pentatricopeptide repeat-containing protein At4g01570-like
Exons: 3
Coding region: 80-2392 (770 amino acids)
Molecular function (GO): protein binding
Source: RefSeq, a predicted model, not a curated record